Molecule: messenger RNA, 1080 nt
Organism: Vigna angularis (adzuki bean)
Lineage: Eukaryota; Viridiplantae; Streptophyta; Magnoliopsida; Fabales; Fabaceae
Exons: 5
Coding region: 138-680 (180 amino acids)
Source: RefSeq, a predicted model, not a curated record
UCCUUGUUAAUAUUUGCAAACAUUUUUUGGAAUGCCAAAUUCUGAACUAUUCCUUCAAUCAUAACGUGUACCUCUGGCCGCGCAGCUUCUUCCAAUGUAAGAACUCUUCAAAACUGCAACUAACUCUCUACCGUAAGAUGGAUUGGCUUAGAAGCAGCUUUUCUAGGAGUUCAAGGAAUAGCAAAACCCCAAAUACCCAAACACAGUCUAACUCCAAACUGCAGGAUCAACAACGAGAAGAAAGCGUAUAUGGGAUUACCGAGGAACUCAUCAACCACGUCAAGUCCUUCACCGUCGACACAUUUAAGAAUUUCCCUCUCAAAGAUGAAGAUGAAGGCAGUUAUUGGGAAGAAACUCAAUCUUCUUCAAGCAAAGUUCGAAAGGAUCUCUCCGAUUGGCAAGAGAGACAUGCAAUCCUCGUUCUAUCAAGAGUCAAGGAAAUAUCUCAAUUGAGAUAUGCACUGUGUCCACGCCAUUUGAAGGAAAAUCAAUUCUGGAAAAUUUACUUUAAGCUUACCAGAAGCCAUGUUCUCGAAUAUGAGCUUCGCCACAUAAAACAUGAGAAAUUGAAGCGGAUGGCAAUGGAAGAUGAGAAAUCUUCAGUUAACAACUCGUAUGAAGUUGAAAUGGCAGAGGCAAAGGAUAUCAACUUUGUUGAGCCUUUACCACCCGCUGAAUGAAAACUCUGAUAUUUGUUGAUGGAAUGAAUAUAACAGUGCGAAAUCCUUGGAAACUUCUGAUGAUGGUUCUUUGUUAUGGAGGCAAGCUAUUUCUUUAACUUCAAAUUUCAGAUACCGGACAAUCAAAUCAAGGAUCUGAAAAAUUGACAAAUGAAUCACGGAUGAUACCGAAUUUGACAUAGUCUGUGUUUCUGAUGUCUCCUCAUUCUUGUCCAAGAUGAUAUAAGUACAAAAUGUAUUUGGAUGGAUGAAGUUAUAACCACUUUGCCUAUGAUGUUAAGGUUCAAUAUAAAUGUCAAGAAUUGUCUUUUUACAAUGUUUAUUUAGAGCUUCAACAAUUGUCUAGUGUUGUGACGUUGAGAUCAUAAAAUUAUUCCAGGAAAUAGUUUCUUCAAACUGC